UGUGUACAUAGACCUAGUGUGUGUUUAGAUGUGUACAUAGACCUAGUGUGUGUUUAGAUGUAUACAUAGACCAAGUGUUUGUUUUGAUGUGUACAUAGACCUAGUGUGUGUUUUGAUGUCCAAUGUGUUUUGUUUUCCAUGUUUCGCAAGUUCCUUCAGAAUUAAUGAUUGAAGUCCUAGACCAAACCUCCCACAACGGAAGAUGUCGGUGGCUAAGUCCUGUAACAUCCACCACACCAUUAUUCGUCUGGACCGACCUAAGUGAUGGGAUUAGCUUGCUGUGGGUCCAAGAAAUCUAAUGCUGUCCGCGGUCAUUUUGCAGACGUCAAUAAGUCCAAUGUGGAGAGUCCACCACAGGAUCAUCCGAAAGACGCCAAUGAAUUUGGACAGUCCUCAUCAAAUGACCAGCUUGGAAAGCAACGCAGCUCGUCCAAAAAGAAGAAAGACAGUAAAGGCGGUCACUCAAAGGGAAGUCAUCCCUCCAUGGAGAGAAACUCGUCUGCUUCUUCUCUAUCUUCUGGAGCCUCGUCUCCAAUUAGUUACAGCAGUGAGAGCAGCAGAAGACCUACAGACCGACCAAAAGAUCUAAAUGUAGAGGCUGAAAUAGCAGAGUAUGACAAAAAGCAGCUGGAGUUGGCUGUGGACGAUAGAAUCAGUAUACUACAACACAGUCACGUGGACCUCAGUCAGCCAGUCUUCUAUCCGCCUCCACUACCAGGUCGAGCUAGAACAUCUCUUGAAAUGCAGUUGAAGGAAGUUCAGAAAAUGGAGCCAGAAAGGGAGACAAUCCUAAAGCAGACGCAGUUGAAGCAAAAAGAGAAGAUGAGAAAGCCCUCCCUAGCGCAAGAAAGAAAUAGAGUGGAUGAAGUCAUUAGAAGACAGAGUAUAACCAAGGCUCAUAUUUUUGAGACAUUAAACAAAGAUAUCAGAUGAAAAUAAACGAUCAAAAUAACAUGUAAGGGAAGUAAUUCUGGUAAAUAUAUGCAAGGGGAAGUCACUCUUUAAAAUGCUACCAUUUUUAAGUCCUUCGAUUGUGUCAUCUCAGUAAUUUGUACUUGAAAUCUUCUGACGAUUUGAAAUCCAUGAGACCUUUUAUAUGUGCCAUGUUCAGAAAUAAUUAACCUUGAACUGAAUAGUCAAUACUUCACUAGACAAAUAACCCUUACAGAACAAAAAAACAACUCUCAAGUGUAAAAGGAAGAUUGUAAAUCUACAAUCCUGAGUUUUAGCUCCUAAUUUUGUUAGUCCUCAAUCCAAGCUCAAGCAGCUGAGUGUUGGGGAUAUUUCUAGUAUGCACUAAUAAUUGAUAACAACAAACCCCUCAAAGUCCCUCCACCACCCACAUCACCCUUAUCAUUUCAUCUCCAAAAGUAGGAUAGGCUAAAUGAGUUGGAACAAGUUAGUGCACUACAUAUCUAAAAAAAAAAAAUAAUGAACUGAAUGUAAAUCAUAAUAUACAUUAUGCUUAUUUAUUGUUGAAUCUAGUGAUUUUAGUAUGUAUGGAUUUUAAUUCUAAUUGAUCUGGAGAGUAGUAUGUAUAUAGUUCAUUACUAAUUAAUAUUGAGAGUUGGCAUGUAUAUAGUUUAUUGCUGAUCUAUGGAUCUAGAGAGUUUGGUCAUGCAUGAAUCUGGAGUUAAAAUAUGUCUAAAUGAUGUGAAGUAUUCUUGCCAAUGUACAAUUGUAAAACAAACCUUGGAACAAUCAUCGCAUAAGUUUUAGAUGACUAACAUCUACUGAUUUAUUAAGGGGAGGUAUCCCUGAAAAUUUUAUUUUUGUUAUUUCUAAAGUUAGGCCUUUGAAAUUUGUUAUGGUAACAUAUAAUGAUAUUCUAAAAUAAAUAAUGCUAAAAAAAAGUUUUUUGAAUGAUGGUUGCCAUGGUAACGGCGGCCAUAUUGUUUAUUGUAUACAAAUUAAAAUUCUGUCAAUUUUGUAAAAACUAUUGAUCAGAAGUACAUGAAAUUGAAUUAAAAGAUAAAAUAGGAUCCUCUAAAUUGAUACAACGUCAGAAUUAAAGAUUUAAGUAUGUUAAAUUUUUUAAAAAUUUUUGAAUUUUUAAGUAUUUUUUAGACCUAAAAAAAACAGGAUAAAUAUUAAUUAAAAAUACUUUUUAAAAAAAAGUAAAUAAAAUAUUGAAAAAAAAUCAUUGUACGAGUAAAGUUAAUGAUGUCCUUAAGAAGUGUUUCAAAUUUCAUUAAAAAUCUAUCAAGUAGUUUAGGAGAAAUUCCUAGUAAGGCACAAUGACAUGUGCAAAAACUAACAUUUUGAGAAAAAUGAGUUUAAAGUAUAAAUUUUAUUAAGAUUUUGUCUCAUAGCCCUUACAAAAACAUUAAAAAAACAUGUUUUGGACACAGAUUUAAGCAAUAAAAAUGAUUGUAAUGUAAAGAAAAAUGAUUGAUCUACUUAAUUAUGUUAUUAGUUAAAAAUCGAUAUCCUAGACCUAAAACUCAAUAUUCUCUAGGGAUACCUCCCCUUAACUACCACUUCUGUAGCUCUGACCUACUUCAAACUUUUACUUGUAUACAAGGACUGAGUGUUUGAUAGUUGAGCAAUUACACCAUUAUUGAAAUAAUGUUAAAUAACAUUGAAAUUAAAACACAACCAAUGG
Messenger RNA from Biomphalaria glabrata, 2605 nucleotides. RefSeq lists its product as uncharacterized. The record is from RefSeq and is a predicted model, not a curated record. The transcript is spliced from 6 exons. NCBI's taxonomy places the organism in Eukaryota, Metazoa, Mollusca, Gastropoda, Planorbidae. The coding region runs from base 265 to 933 and encodes 222 amino acids.